AUGAAAAGUGAAUUGGAAGAUGAAUUACAACGUAAUAUUAAUUAUUUAAAUAUUAAAAUUGAUAAAAUUAUACCAGAAUUUGUCAUUUUAAAUGACAUGGAUGAUUCAACAAGAGUACAUGAAUACAUUGAAUAUCUUGAUAUUUUAAUUGACAAAAUUAAUUCAAUUGACAAAUUAAUUAACAACAUUAAUAGAGAUGAAAAAUUAUUUAAAUUUCCACAAACAAUAUUCAUUAAAAUUCAUGAUAUUAAAAAUAUUAUAAUGCCAUUUUAUAAAUUAAAUUUUAUGAUAUUUAAAUGGCAAAGACAUUAUGGAAUAUGGCUUGAUGGUCCAUUUGAUUAUAUUGAUUCAUCAAAAGUUUGUCAAAUAACUAAAUAUUAUUAUGAUGAAUUUAUUGAUAUGCAAAAAAAUAUAAAAAUUAAAAUAAAAUUUGACACAACAACAACAACAAGCAGCACAAAUAGCAAUAAAACAUUUAAAUUUAGUGGUAUUAUUGAUGAUCCUGAUCCGAUGCAACAACCAGCACCAUUAAAACUUUGUCAUCAAAUUAUAAAACACAUUGAUGAUUUUAAAAAAAAUAUACGUUUAAUAAAUUGCAUGUGUAAUCCAGCAUUGGCACAAAGACACUGGAAUGAAAUGUCAAUUAUUUAUGGUAAUAAUAUAACACCAAAUGCCGGUACAACAUUGAGAAAAUUUAUUAAAUUAAAUAUAACAAAUGAUAAUAUUGAUAAGUAUGAAAUAAUAAAUGCAGGUUUAAAUAAACUACCAAUAGUUGAUACACUUAUUACUGAGAGAAUUUACAAUACAAUAUUUCAAGCAAUUGGAAAUAAUUAUAUUGGAGCUACUGUUGCAGGUUUUAAUGCUACUGGAAAAACAGAAACAAUAAAAUCACUAGCAAUUAGUGUACUUGGAAGACAAUUUUAUAUUAUAAAUUGUAUUAAAAAUAUUAUUGGAUAUAAUGAGUUGGCAAAUAUUAUCAAAGGAUUAAUAUCAACUGGUUCUUGGCUGUGUUUUGAAAAUAUAUUUAAUAAUAAUAAUAAUAAUGAAACAUUUAAUUUUGAAGGUGCCACAUUGAAUUUAAAUACAAAUGGAUUUAUAGUAAUAACUAAAAAUAUAUCACAUACAUUUGAUCAUCAUGAUGAUAUUAUUAAAAAAUUAUUUAGACAAGUAACACUGACACAACCUGAUAUUCAAAAAAUAUGUCAAGUUAAAUUGUGGGCAGCUGGUUUUAUUAAUGCACUUGUAAUUUCUAAAAAAAUUAUUAAUAUUAAUAAGCUGUGCAUGAAAGGAUUAUCUUUAUAUGAUUUUGGAACAAGAUCAAUCAUUACAAUAAUACGUAAUUCAAUUGAGCUGAAAUUAAAUUAUUCAAAUAAUAAUGAAGACAUUGAUGAAGAAUCAAUUGUUCUCAGAGUUAUCAUUGACAUAUAUAUACCAAUGCUAUGCAAUGACAAUGACAUUUUAAUAUUUCAAGGUUUCAUUAAAGAUAUAUUUCCAAAUGUCAAUUUACCACCACCAAAUUAUCAAUAUUUAAUAAAUAUAUUAGAUGAAAUUGCCAUUGAUAAUUAUGGCUUUAAUCUUAAUGAACAAAUGAAAUUAAAAAUAAUACAAAUUUUAGAAAUAAUGUAUAGCAAACGUUUUUUUAUAAUUGUUGGUGAUGCAAUGGUUGGUAAAACAACAAUAUUAAAUAUUUUAGCAAAAUCAUUAAAAUGGAUUAUAUUUGAUGGACCAAUUGAAUAUGAUGUUAAUAUUGAAUAUAAUGAUAGCAAUGAUGAUAUGACAUCAAUUGUAUUUGAAACAGAUGAUACAAGUCAAGCAUCACCAGCAAUAAUAUCACAUUGUGUAAAUGAAUUAUAUUUGGUAAUGUCAGUAUUACGAUUACUUGAUAUUUAUAUUGAUGAAAUAACUCAUUGUGUAUCACCAAAUGAUGGUAAAAUUAAUGAAAUAUGGUUACAUGCAAGUUUAAUAAUGUCAAUAAUUAAUUCACUUGGUAGUAUUUUGUCUUGUCAUGAUGAACAAAUUAAAUUUAAUGAAUUUUGUUUAUUACUUUGGAACGACAACAAUGAAAAAAAACCUGAUAUUGUUAAAAAUUAUGAUGUAGCAAUGCCAAAUGAAGGUGCCAUUCAAGAUCAUACAUAUAUUUUUAAAGGUGUUGGUCAAUGGAAAAAUUGGAAUGAAAUAUUGAAAAAUAAUAAUCCCAAUGAAAAUAUUCUAUCACAAUUAAAUUCAUUAAAUAAUAUUGUUCAAACACCUGAAACAUUUAAGCUAAUUAAUUUAUUUUCCAAAUGUAUUAAAUUAAAAAUACCAUUUAUCAUUUGUGGCAAAACAUCAACUGGUAAAUCAUUAUUAAUGCAAUAUUUUUUAAAUAACAAUAAUAAUAAUAAUAAUAUUGUUAAAAAUAUAAUUGAUUCAAUGCCAAAUGAAAAUAGUCAUCAACAAGUACAAGAAAAAUUUUUAUUAAAAUUAAAUAAAAUUGGAAAAAAUCAAGAAUAUGGACAAUUAAAAAAUAAAACUUGUAUUAAUUUUAUUGAUGAUUUAAAUUUAAUUAUUGAUGACAAUAAAAAAACAUUUAUUCUUGAAUUAAUACGACAACAAAUUGACAGUGGACAUUGGUACAUAAAUGACAAAAAAAUACAAAUAAAUGACAUUAUGUUUUUAUUUUCAAUGACUAUUUUUAAUGAUAAUAAAAUAAGAAAAAAUAUAUUCAUCAGAUUAAUGAGACACUUGACAAUUUUUACAAUAAAUCCCAUAUCAAAUGAUAAUAUAUUUAGAAUAUAUAGCUCAAUUCUUGGUAAUAAUUUAAAGAAAAAUCAAUUUAGUGCUGACGUUAUGUCAAGUGUUAAUGGCAUUGUCAAUUCAACAAUUAAUGUUUACAAGCUUAUUAUUGAAAAUAAUAUUAUUGGUUUUAAUGAAUAUAAUAUACGUGAUAUUACAAAUGUUAUUAAUGGCUGUAGUUUAAUUCAUCGUGAGAGUGUUGAAAAUAAAACAACUCUAAUAAAACUUUGGGUACAUGAAACCCUACGUGUAUUUGGUGAUAAAUUAUUAAAUAAACAACAAGAUAACAUAUGGCUAUUUUCAACAAUUAAAAAUACAAUUGACAUGUAUUUUAAUAAAGAAUCAUUUGAUUCAAUAUUUGAUCAUUUGCCAAAAAAUCAAAAUAACCAAUUGACAUGUGAAAGUUUUCGUAAUUUAAUAUUUUGUAAUUUUAUAAAUUCUGAUGAAACACCAACAAGUACUGAUAAUAAUAAUAGUAACAAUAACAAUUCAAUAAAUGAAUCAUUAUUUAAACGUCGUAAAUAUGAAGAAGUAAUUUGUUCACAAGAUUUAUUAAAUAAUAAAAUAAUUGGUUUUAUAAAUCAAUACAAUGAAAUUAAUAAUAUUAAUAAUAAUAAAUUAGAUAUAAUAAUAUUUAAAAAUAUAGUGGAACAUUUAAUACGAUUGUGUCGUUCUUUAUCUAUACCUGGUUGUAAUUUAUUAAUGUUGUGUAAUAAUGGUGCUAUUGGAAAAAGAACAUUAACACGACUUGCAGCAUUUAUACAACAACAAGAAUAUUAUGAAAUGUUGAUUGAUUCAUCAGCAUCGUCAUUUAAUGAUGAUGAUGAUGUUUUAUUAAAUUUAUGGAAAAAAAAAUUAAAAGAAGCAACAAAACAAUCUGGUGGUUAUGGUAGAGAUUGUACAUUUUUUAUACCAGAAAGAUAUAUUAGAGAUGAAUAUUUAAUUGACAUUAGUAAUAUUAUGACAACUGGCCAAGUGACACAUUUGUUAUCAUGUGAAAAUGAGGUACAAAAAAUUAUUGAAAUAUCAAGAUUACCAGCUCAAUGCGGUGAUAGAAAUCUUGAAAUUGAAAUUAAUCAAGUUAUUGAUAUUGAUAUGUUAAAACAAUAUAAAUAUAUAUUAGCAUUAAAACAAGAUGAAAUAAAAUCAACGAGAAAUAAAUAUUUAGGUGGUUUAAAAAAAAUGGAUUUAGCUGCUAAUGAAGUAUUAAAAAUGAAAAAAAUACUGAUAAAAUUAAGACCAGAACUUGAAUUAUCAGCAAAACAAACAAUUGAAAAAAUGAAACAAAUUGAAGAUGAAAAUAUAAGUGUUGCAAAUGCAACAAUUCAAGUUAAACGUGAUGAAGAAAUUGCAAAUAAUACUGCUGAAAUAGCAGCAACAUUAAAAACUGAAUGUGAAGCUGAUCUUGCUGUUGCAAUACCAAUAUUAGAAGAUGCAAUUGCUGCAUUAAAUACACUAAAACCAACUGACAUAACAUUAGUUAAAGCUAUGAAAAAUCCUCCAGAUACUGUUAAAAAUGUCAUAAGUUGUAUUUGUGUUAUGUUAAAUAUACCAGCUGAUCGUGUUGUUGAUCCAGUUACUGGAAAAAAAUAUAUGGAUUAUUGGGGACCAAGUAAACGUAUACUAGGUGAUAUGAAUUUUUUACAAAAUCUCAAAGAUUAUGAUAAAGACAAUAUACCAAUCGCAUUGAUGCAAGUUAUUAAAAAAACAUAUAUAAGUGAUAAAAAUUUUAUGCCACAUAUUGUUGCCAAAGCAUCAUCUGCUGCUGAGGGUCUCUGUAAAUGGGUCAGGGCAAUGGUAUCAUAUGAUGAUGUUGCUAAAAUUGUUGCACCAAAAAGAGCUAGAGAAAAAAUUGCUGCCAAAAAAUGUCUAGAAACAAUGACGUAUUUAAAUGAAAAACGUAAAACACUCGUUGAGCUAAAUGAAAAAUUAAAUAUAUUAAAUGAAGAUUUAAAAGCAACUCUUGCUAAAAAAUUAAUACUUGAAAAUCAAGUUGAUAAUUGUACUAAAAAACUUGAUAAAGCAGAAGCUUUAAUAGCCAAUCUUUAUGAUGAAAAUAACAAAUGGAUUAAAAUAGCAAAUAAACUUGAAUUAUUUAAUGAUAAUUUACCAAUUGACAUUCUCAUAUGUUGUGCUAUUAUAUAUUAUUUAUCAUCACUUGAUGAAUUUUUACGUAAUGAAAAUAUUAGCAUUUGGAAAACGUAUUUGAUUAAUGAAAAUAUUAAAUUUACAAAUUUUAAUAUUACAAAUAAAUCAAUAUUAAAAAAAUGUCUAGAAUCAUCAUCAUCAAGUCAUCAAUGGCAAGUUAUUAAUGAUUGGUCAUUUGAUAAUAAUUAUUACAAUGAUAAUUUAAUUAUAAUGAAAUAUAAUUCAAGAUUGUGGUGUUUAUUUAUUGAUCCACAAAAUUUAGCCAAUAUUUGGAUACGAAAAAUUGAAACGAAAAAUAAACUUGUAAUUUUAAAUUAUACAGAUCCAUUUAUUAAUUUUCAACUUCCUGAAGAUGGAUUAAACGAUUGUCUUUUAAAUAUAUUAAUAACAAGAGAAAAACCAGAUUUACAAGAAAAAUAUAUACAACUCAAAGAACAAUGUCAAUUUAAUAAUAAUAUAUUAAAAGAAAAAGAAAUUAAUAUUUUAACAACUUUAUCAAAUCCAAUCUCAAGUACAAUAUCAAUAUUGGAAGAUGAAAAUGCCAUGAAAAUUCUUGAUUCAUUUAAGCAAUUUUCAUUAAAAGUAAAAAUAAAACAAGAAAAAUUCAACAAAAUACAAACAGAAAUUGAAUCAAUUAAAAUAAUGUAUAUUGAAUUUUCUUAUUAUUGCACAAAAUUGUACAAAAACUACUUGUCAUUGCUUGAUAGACUUGAUGACAUGUAUAAAUAUUCAUUAAAUUGGUUCAUUCAACUUUACACAAAAUCAAUAACAACAUCAAACAAAAGUAUUGAUAUUUAUAAAAGAUUAAAAUAUUUGAAAAGUUCAUUUACUCAGGCACUUUAUACAAGUAUUCAAAAUUCACUAUUUGAAAAGCAUAAAUUACUAAAUUCAUUUUUAUUAUGUGUCACAAUGUCAAUGGUCAAUAAUUAUAUUCAAGAAGAUGAUUGGAAAUUUUUAUUAAAUCAUCUAUCAAUGCUCAAUGAAAUGAAUAAUAAUAAUAAUGAUAAAUUAAUUGAAAAAGAAAAAAUACUUGUGUCAUUGGAAAAAAUAAAUAAUAACAAUUACAAUGGCAUUGUUGAUGAUUUAAAAAUAAAUAAUAAAUGGAAUAAUUUUUAUGAUUCAGAUAAUCCAGGUGUCAAUGAUUUUCCUGAACCUUGGAAAAGUAAAUUAUCAAAUUUUCAAAAAAUAAUUAUAAUGACAGUCAUCAGACCAAAUAAAGUUAUUAAAAUAAUUCAUGAAUUUAUUUCAAUGACAAUGAAAGAGUUAAUAAAUAUUAAUUUAUCAAAAUUAAAUGAACAAUAUUGUUUUGAUGAUAUUGUCAAUGACUCGUACUCUCAAUCAAGUUUUUUAAUACCAUUAAUAUUUAUUUUACCCAGUUACUUUGAGCCAUAUGAUGUUAUCAAUGCUUUUGCCAAUAAAUUUGGUUACUCAUCAAAAAUAAUAAAAUAUACAAUUGGAGCUUGUGGUGCUCAUUUGGAUGAAAUAAAUUUAACUAAAUUAAUUAAGUGCUCACAAAUAAAUGGAGAUUGGUUGUUGAUUGAAAAUUUUCAUAUUGCAUCAAAACAAACAAUAGCAUUUAUUGAAAAUAUAUAUCAAGAUCUCAUUCGAAAUAAUAAUAUUUCAAUGGAAUUUAGAUUAUGGCUGUCAAGUCGUUCAACUAAAAAAUUACCAAUUGUAAUACUUGAAAAUAGUAUUAAAAUAACAUGUGAUGAGCCAAUUACAAUAAAACAAACACUCAUUAAAUGUUAUCACUCUGAACCAUUAAAAAAUCCAAAAUUUUUUUCAUCUUGUCCAGGUAAAGAUAAAUUAUUUUCCAAAAUGUUAUACUCAAUGGCAUUUUUUCAUGGAAUAUUACGUGAAAAAAAUAAUUUUGGAAUUUAUGCAUGGAAUGUUAAUUAUAAUUUUAAUCAUUCUGAUUUUGUAUUAUCAAUAAAUCAA
Aphidius gifuensis is the source of this 6858-nucleotide messenger RNA. Its product is annotated as dynein axonemal heavy chain 7-like. Gene Ontology annotation, molecular function: ATP binding; dynein intermediate chain binding; minus-end-directed microtubule motor activity. Gene Ontology annotation, biological process: microtubule-based movement. The transcript is spliced from 7 exons. NCBI's taxonomy places the organism in Eukaryota, Metazoa, Arthropoda, Insecta, Hymenoptera, Braconidae. The record is from RefSeq and is a predicted model, not a curated record. Gene Ontology annotation, cellular component: dynein complex. The annotation marks the transcript as partial.